UUGAUCGAAGAAAACCCAAAUCUAACAUCUCCACACGACUCAGAUCUGAGGAACCAGACACACAAAACACCCUGUGUGGUAGUCCGGUCUAGUAGAAACAGUCGAGGCUUCCAACCAAACAAUCCAUAAAUCCCGGUGGGUAGUCCGCAAAAUCCCAAUUCUCCAAUUCCAUUUGCACCGCCAUGGCUUCGCCAGCGCAGCCAACACCACGCCGCCUCCAAUCCCCUGCGGACCUCGCCGACGACGCCCUGAGGGAGAUCUUCCUCCACCUCGAUUCCCCCGCAGACCUCGCCCGCGCCUCCACCGCCUGCGCCCACUUCCGCCGCGUCGUCGCCGACCACUCCUUCCUCCGCCGCUACCACGCCCUCCACCCGCCGCCGCUCCUCGGGAUCCUCGCCAACGGCUUCAUCCCCGCCGAGCCGCCCCACCCCUCUGCCGUCGCCGCUCGCUCCUUCGCCCAUGCCGACGCCGCCGACUUCUCGUUCUCCUUCCUCCCAUCCCCCCACCGCUGGCGCCGCCGCGACCAUCGCGACGGCCGUUUCCUCCUCUCCGGCGUCCCCGAGGGCAGGGGCUACAAUCGCGGCGACCUCGUCUGGAUCACGGACCUUGCCGUCUGCGACCCCUUGCACCGGCGCUACCUUCUGCUCCCAGCCAUCUCCCCCAACCUAACCGCCUCCGUCCGCCAGACGGACAUCGUCGAUUUUGAACCCUUCCUCGCCCAUGCCGGUGAACGUGACAAGGACACGUCGUUCAGGGUGAUCUGCUUGGCGCAAUGCUCAACUAAGCUGGUCCUUUUCGUCUUCUCAUCAGGCGUAGGACGAUGGCAUUCUGUUACAUUUGACGGCUGGAGUGCUUUGAUCACAGGGCCGGGCGAUCCGGCUUCAGGCUCUGAGUUGUCCCAGAGGUACUACGCGCACAGAUACUUCUACUGGUUGAUGCAUCGGAGGGACAAGUUACUUGUGCUCAACACAAGUGGGAUGGAGUUCUCCACUGUUGAACUCCCACAGGACCACCCGGGGGGAGGGAUUGCCGUUGUGGAGGCAGGGGAAGGACAACUUGGCUUGUUUUCUCUCCGCGACAACAUUGCAGAUGACAUGGUUCAUCUCUCAUAUACCAUCUUGCGAAACCAUGGUGAUAUUGCAAAUCAAUGGCAGUCUGAGGAGGUACUCCCGUUGCCCGUAAAGCAUCGCUAUGACAUCGUGGGUGUAGCAGGGGGAUAUUUGCUCCUACAAGGGAUUCCAGAAGGCAUGUCCGUGAUACAUUUGCCGAAGGACCCAAAUUUGAAGUGUUUUUCGCUGGAGGUCAAGACAUUGCAGCUUGAGUGGUUCUGUCAAACUAGCCGCUCCAUCUUAUAUGGGGAACUGUAUGCUGGUCACCCACCAUCUUUGUCUCCACCAAGCAUAUGAAAUGGGCCUAAUCUUCGUCUUGGGGCUUCUUUGGUGUCAUGCUGCUGAUGUGUACUGCAAGGACGGCUGUCGUGCAGCACUUCAGCCAGGCUAGGUGGCUGGUUUGUCGACUUGUCCUCAAGGCGUUUGAUGGCGUACGUCGCACACAAGAUUUCCUUUGUUUGGUAACUUGAUAUGUACAGAAGCGCCAGUAAACCUUCCAUUGUUGAAUCAACUGCAAGAGUGUUCUUCGGUGCAUGUGCCAUUUAACGCGUGUCUUCAUUGUGCAAACAACGUACUGUUUAAUUCAAGCGCAGAACUGCUUAACUAA
This is a messenger RNA of Phragmites australis (common reed), 1716 nucleotides long. RefSeq lists its product as uncharacterized. The coding region runs from base 183 to 1406 and encodes 407 amino acids. Gene Ontology annotation, molecular function: protein binding. The transcript has 2 exons. Lineage: Eukaryota; Viridiplantae; Streptophyta; Magnoliopsida; Poales; Poaceae. The record is from RefSeq and is a predicted model, not a curated record.